Chenopodium quinoa (quinoa) is the source of this 1189-nucleotide messenger RNA. Its product is annotated as protein HHL1, chloroplastic-like. The transcript is spliced from 5 exons. The coding region runs from base 141 to 839 and encodes 232 amino acids. NCBI's taxonomy places the organism in Eukaryota, Viridiplantae, Streptophyta, Magnoliopsida, Caryophyllales, Amaranthaceae. The record is from RefSeq and is a predicted model, not a curated record.
AGUUAAAGGCUAUGGAUAAGCAAAAUUUGGCUGAUUUGUCAAACUUUCAACCUCCAAAAUUAUAGCAAAACCAAACCCAGUAGAGUUUUAGCACAGAAGAACACCAAUUUUCAAAGAAAAAGAGAGAAUUUUGCUUAAAAAUGGAGGUGGGUAUGUCUUUAAACCCUCUAAUUAGACUACCAUUGAAGUCAAACUCAAGAACAAUUGAUGAAACUUCAUCAAUUAUCAGGCACUCUUUCAUUUCUACAAGAACAAAAAGCCCAAAAUUACAGAAAGGGCAAAAUCUGCAAUUUGUGGUGGAAGCCAAGGGUAAAAAGGGAAUGAGUUCUCGUCUUCUUCAACGCCCUCCUCCUCCUCCUUUGCCCAAGAUUGAAGAUGAUGGCAAUCCUCGUUUUGUCAUCUUCAUUCGUAUGGCCAAUGUUUACCUAUGGUACCCUCUUAAUCUAGUUACUGGUGGUACAACAGCAAAGAUUAUGGUUGCUGCAAAAGAUAAUUUCCUGGGGAAAUACAUUUACAAGGAUACAAUUGCUAGAAAUCUUGCAGCAGUGGUUUAUCGAGAUGAGAAGGAGUUAAUAAAGAUUGCACAGAAGCAAUUCCGUAUUUUGAGGAACGCAACAGAAUUCAGAUAUGGCUACAAGCUUGUUGAAAAUUGUGAUAUAAAAACGGCUCUUACUCCUAAAAAUGUUAUUGAGCUGCCGACUCAAGAUCAGCUCAAGACGGUGGUUGAUAAGGUUAAAGACUUCUUUGGAGAUGCGAAAGAAUCCUUUGGUAAGCUAACAACAUUAAACACAACCUCUGAAGAAGGGGCAGAAGAUGCUUCAGCAGAAAAAUCCAAGUGAGUGUAAUUUGUUUGGGAAAGUGAGGGACAUCGUAUUAUCUUCAUGUGCAUUUUUCCAUGUUAUUUGGUCGAAAGGUUGAAAUGGAUGUUAUGAGUCCCGUGUAAAGGUGUAACACCGUGAUAUGAGGAGGCACAAUGUCCUCCAUGUAUGAAAAAGGAGAGCAGCAUUAUAAUAUACAGUUUUUGGUUCUUGACGCUUUAUCCUUGUAAUUGCAUCAACAGGCAAAUGAUCUCAUUGUACUAAUCUUGUAGAAAAUUACAGAAUUUUUCUUACUACAAAAUUUCCCUUUAUGUACAUGCAGACUUGGUUAAUUCUUUUUGUUAUUGAUGAAGUAUGCUGAGAUUGCUCUA